Tarenaya hassleriana is the source of this 2385-nucleotide messenger RNA. Its product is annotated as protein kinase and PP2C-like domain-containing protein. Lineage: Eukaryota; Viridiplantae; Streptophyta; Magnoliopsida; Brassicales; Cleomaceae. The transcript has 13 exons. Gene Ontology annotation, biological process: protein phosphorylation. The record is from RefSeq and is a predicted model, not a curated record. Bases 76 to 2052 code for a protein of 658 amino acids. Gene Ontology annotation, molecular function: ATP binding; protein kinase activity.
AAAAAAAGGGCGAAGGCAAAAAACAUGAUUUGAUCGAUAGCCGUUGGUUCUUCUUCUUCUUCUUCGUGGGAGAAAAUGGUGAUGGAAAUUGUGGAGCCAAACACCUGCGUCAGAGGAUGUUGCAGCAGCAAAUCCAUUCCUCUUCAUCUCUCUCCUUCUUCCUUCUCUCUUCUCUCCGAAAUCGCUAGAGGGUCGGAAAGUGUGGUGUACGAAGCGAUUCUCGACGGCCGAAGACUGGCCGCAAAAAAACCUGUCUUGUCUACUUCCGAUGAUCUCAAUAAGUUCCAUAAGCACUUGCAGCUUCUAUGCAAGCUUGAUCAUCCGGGUGUGGCUAACCUAGUGGCGGCACAUGCCAAGCCUCCCAAUUACUUGUUUUUCUUUGAGUUCUAUGAAUCUGGGACCCUGGCUGAGAAAUUGCACGUCGAGGAGUGGUCUCCUAGCAUCGAUCAGGUGCUCAUGAUCACGCGUCAGUUAGCAAGGGCAUUGCUGUAUCUCCACGACAACGGAAUUGUGCAUAGGGAUGUGAAACCGGCCAAUGUUCUUCUCGACAAGAACCUUUCUCCACAUCUUGCCGACUUUGGUUUAGCAGAAUAUAAGAAGGAUCUAAAAGAAGUUAGUCUCCAAAACUGGAGACCGUCUGGCAAGCCUACUGGCGGUUUCCACAAAAAGAAUAUGGUUGGAACCCUUAUUUACAUGGCACCAGAAAUACUAAAGAAAGAGAUACAUACUGAGAAAUCAGAUGUCUAUAGCUUUGGGAUAUUGAUCAAUGAGCUUCUAACUGGAGUUGUUCCAUAUACUGACCUUCGUGCAGAAGCUCAGGCUCACACUGUUUUAGAGAUGAAUUACACAGAGCAGCAACUUACUGCUGCCAUUGUGUCUUCUGGCCUGCGGCCUGCUCUUGCUGAAUCGGGGUUACCUGUUCCGGAAACGUUGCUGUCUCUGAUACAAAAGUGCUGGAAUGCAGACCCUUUAAAACGACCUUCUUUUGAGGAUAUAGUUCGGGAACUAGAAACAAUUUGGGAACUAAAGAGAGGAAAAGAACAAGUUCAGACCCUUGAGGAAACUUGUAUUUCCUACAAUGACCAGUCUGUAGACAUCAUUGAAAGAAAAGGAACCAGUAGGGAUGCCAUUAAUUGGUCCAUUCAGGGGGAGAGCUUCUCUAAGAAAUCUUCUCUCAACAAUGUCCCAGGCAUAAAAUUUUGGUCUGGUUCUACAGAUGGUCAUUUAGGAUAUGUCCCUGUACUUUCUUGGGGAUCUUUUGCAACAUGCGGAAGAAGAGAGUCCAUGGAAGAUACACACUUCCUUAUGCCCCAUAUGUGCAAUGAGGGAAACAUUCACUUAUUUGCUAUCUUUGACGGUCAUAGAGGUGCUGCAGCUGCUGAAUUCUCUGCCCAAGUUUUGCCAGGAUUCCUUGAAAGCUUAUCCUCCACAAGCAGCCCUGCCGAUGCACUCUUCCAAGCAUUUGUUAGGACAGAUUUGGCUUUCAGACACGAACUCGAUUCUCAUCGUCAGUCAAAGAGGGGGAUACAGAGAGAUUGGCAUCCUGGUUGUACUGCAAUUGCUGCUCUUGUGGUGGACAAUAGGCUUUUCGUUGCCAAUGUUGGUGACUCCAGGGCAAUGAUAUGCCAUGCUGGCCGUCCAGUCCCUCUAAGCAAGGUCCAUCUUGCAACAUGUGUCGAAGAGAGAAAACGCGUUAUCGCGGAAGGCGGAUGUGUUGAAUGGCUAGUUGAUACAUGGAGAGUUGUUCCUGCUGGUCUCCAGGUCACCCGGUCAAUAGGAGAUGAUGACCUGAAGCCAGCUGUGACUGCAGAACCCGAGAUCACCGAGACCGUACUGUCAGCUGAUGAUGAGUUCUUGGUAAUGGCGAGCGACGGGCUGUGGGAUGUGGUGAAGGAAGAGGAAGUGAUUAGGAUAAUAAAGGAUACUGUGAAGGAACCGGCGAUGUGUAGCAAGAGAUUAGCAACAGAGGCAGCAGAACGUGGAAGCGGAGAUAACAUCACUGUCAUUGUUGUCUUUCUCCGUCCAGUUUCCACAGCUGAGCGUAUCUUCUAGAGAGGAGUUCCAUAAGAAGCGUUGGUACUUUAUGUUAGACUUAAUUGGGACAAUGAAAUAAUUUAACAGAGCAUCAUCCUCGGUACAUUAUUCUAAUUGUGGACGAUGACCGAUCAUCUCUCAUCAUGUGGUCCAAUUCGGAACUGCUGCUACAGAUGCGUGGUAUAGUGUUUUCGUAUUCCCGUAGAAUGGACAAGGGGGUGUUCUUAUGUUUUGUAAAAUAUUUUAUUUGAUGUGCCAUCGUAUUCAUGCGACCGUUGGUUACUAAUAAUUUGAAUACUUCAUCGUUGAUUUUUAUAUUCUCAUAUAAUAAACUACUGCAGAUUUGUGAUA